Drechmeria coniospora is the source of this 582-nucleotide messenger RNA. RefSeq lists its product as uncharacterized. NCBI's taxonomy places the organism in Eukaryota, Fungi, Ascomycota, Sordariomycetes, Hypocreales, Ophiocordycipitaceae. The record is from RefSeq and is a predicted model, not a curated record. The transcript has a single exon. Gene Ontology annotation, cellular component: Ino80 complex. Bases 1 to 582 code for a protein of 193 amino acids. Gene Ontology annotation, biological process: chromatin remodeling.
AUGGCGGCACCGACCGAGGCGCAGCUUCAGCACCAGCGACUCAUCGAGCAGCUCGACAUUCACUCCAUCCACAAGUCCUUCCGCAACCCCAACUGGCGGCCCAAUCAGCGGCGGAACAAGAACCUCAAAGCCAUAGUGGGCGACGCUUCGAGGAAGGAAGCAUCUUCCGUCGCCACCCCUCAGGACGGCUCCGGAGCGGCCACGCCGGCCGACGACGGACUGUCGACGAGCGGAACGUCGACACCGGCGACGGCGAACGGCGGCGGCCCCCCUCCGAACCUCGCACAGGCGUCGCGCAGCCUGUCGAAGCUCGUGCUGGAGAAGAGCCUCGUGCUCGACAAGGGCGUCAAGAUGGGAACCAUGACGGCGCCGAGCGCGACGUAUACGAAUAUCGAGUCGGCGCCGUCGCUGGCGCACUCGAAGCACUACUGCGACGUCACCGGCCUCCCGGCGCCGUACAUCGACCCGAAGACGCGGCUGCGAUACCACGACAAGGAGAUAUUCGGCCUCAUCCGGGCUCUGCCGCAGCCGGCGACGGAGCUGUACCUCGAGGCGCGAGGCGCCCACACGGUGCUGAAGUGA